This is a messenger RNA of Aspergillus caelatus, 1079 nucleotides long. RefSeq lists its product as uncharacterized. The coding region runs from base 283 to 822 and encodes 179 amino acids. The transcript has 4 exons. The record is from RefSeq and is a predicted model, not a curated record. NCBI's taxonomy places the organism in Eukaryota, Fungi, Ascomycota, Eurotiomycetes, Eurotiales, Aspergillaceae.
CACACACUCACGCACCGACUCGACUCGACUCAACCUGCGAAGUGCUCAGGAAGUUGUUGAUGUUUGCAGGGAGUAUGUCGAGUCGGGGAUUCAUAGUACACUACUAGUACAAAGCAACAUUGCUCCUUCUUCUCCAAUGGGCUUGGUUCGAUAAGUAUACAUAUACUUUGCCGCAUUCCGAUGGACUCAUUUUGAUUUCAUCAAGUGUUCAUACUGGUGAGUGGCGUGAGGAUCACUACUGCUUACUACGUUAAAUAUCAGCAGUUGAAAGUUUGCCCUGGCAUGCCUUCCCUUCACUGGAAUUGUAUUCUAUUUAUGGCUGUUCUAGACUAUGACUUUGGAGGAGCAUCAGCGGGCAUCCACACGAUAUACAACAGUCUCUCUAAGGACCAACGCGACCCGAACGCCUCAGCUUGCCUGUUUGUCCUAUCCUUCUUGGCUCUUGCCUCUAUCAGCUACUCGCGCCCCAUCAUGGAAAUCUCCAGAUCUGGGACGUUGCAUGCACGCAAUGCGGACCCGAGAAUGAUACCAGGCUCUAACGAUCUGGUCGGUGAUAUCUUCAAAACUGUUGAUCUGGAUAACCUCGCGAAACUCAACAACUGGAAGCAAAACCAAACCACAAAUGAGAGUAGCAGCACCUCGCCUACCAAAACACAAAGCAGCGUCACCUCCAGUGCCAACCACACCGCAAAGCAGACAACCCCGAGUGGACUGGCGGACCCUGAGGGCGACCCUUCCGUGUUUGUGUCGGGCCUAUUGCAAUUGCUAUCGGAUAAGUUCAAGCAAGCGUGGCAUAGCAGUGAUGAACACACCUUGAACUAGGGGUGUUCAUGAUUAGGAGGGAAAUGUGACUGUUGAUGAUCGGAUGAUUGGUCUGUGUUUCUUCUAUUGUGUUUCGUUGGAUUUUCCUUUUUUUUUUUUCUUUGUCACUUCAUUUCUGCGUCAAUGCUCUGUUGAGCUGCGAGCAGCUGGGCUUCCCAACGAACUCUACCAGCGGUGUAACGAUUGAUGACAGAAUAGGUAAUGGCGAAAAAAAGUUCCGAAAAAAUGCUAGUAAUAAUCACUUAGCUCGAAGAAAC